UUAAAAAAAAUUGUUCAAUGUGUGUGUAUUCACUGUAUUGUCACUAUUGUGUGUGUAGUCUAGUCUAAGAGUCUAGUGUAUGGAUCGGAUGGAGUGUAUGAUGAUAUUUAUAUUUAAUAAUUUAAAAUUUAAGUAUAAGUUAGUAUGUUGAGUAUGGUGAUACUAAUAUUACUAUGGUGAGCUGACAAAUGAGUAGGCCUAUUUUUACUAUUUUAUUUACUAGGCUAUAUAAAUAUAUUAAAUAGCCUAUUACUAGGCAUAUAGCAUUACACAGUACAUUAGUAAGCCUACAUUAUUUUAUUAUAGUUAUAAGUUAACUAUUACUAUUGACUAUUACUAUAGAUACUAGAUAGAUACUUAUAGUCCUAUCUAUAGGUCUAAUUAUUUAUUUUCUACUAUAAAAACCUUGUGCAGUAGUUACCUGAACAUUGUUUGUAAACAAGUGUCUGUUUCCCCCAGACUACUGCUAUUGUAAAAGUAAAAAGCACAUCAGCUUGAUGGAUGACCAACAACUUCACCUCCCUUCAAGACUGGUUCAUUUGGAUUUCAAAGGGGCACCUUUGUGUCUAACCUAUAUUGAGAAGGUUUUACCUUUGCUGAAGAAAUGGGGUGCUACAGGAUUGUUAAUUGAAUAUGAAGACACUUUUCCUUACAAUGGAGACUUGAAGUCUUUGGCUGCACCCCAUGCUUACAGCAAUGACAACAUUAAGCAUAUUUUAAAGCUGGCCUCUGACACUGGUUUGGAAGUUAUUCCACUAGUCCAGACUUUUGGACAUUUAGAGUUUGUUCUGAAACAUGAGGAGUUUUCAUCCCUGAGAGAAGUGAAGAAAUAUCCUAUGGCCCUUUGCCCAUCAAAUUCAGAGGCCCUUCAGUUGGUUUGUAGGAUGAUAGAUCAGGUUAUGGCUCUCCAUCCUAAUAUUCAACAUUUCCACAUGGGCUGUGAUGAGGUGUAUCAUCUGGGCAUAUGCGAAGUGUGCAAGCGAAAUAUGGUGGAUAAUUCCUUAGGCAGAGAUCAACUAUUUUUUUCUCAUGUUCGAGAAGUUGCCAGCUAUAUCAAAAAAAUGUAUCCAAAUGUUACAAUUAUAAUGUGGGAUGAUAUGCUUAGAUAUUCAGAGCUGCCAAUCAUUUUAAAUUGUGGACUUCAAAACUUAGUUGAGCCAAUGAUUUGGCAUUAUCUGCCCAAGUUUAUGCUGCCUCCUGACCUGUGGGAAAAUCUGAGUGCAGUCUUCCCCAAUAUAUGGGUCGCAAGCGCUUUCAAGGGCGCAACAGGCCCUAGAGCACCCGUCACUAAUAUUCGUUACCAUUUGGACAACCAUGGCACUUGGCUAGAUUCUUUGAGGGCAAUCAAAAACAAGUUCAAAGAAGUCAAAGGUAUUGCCAUCACAGGAUGGCAAAGGUACGAUCAUUAUGCUGUGUUGUGUGAGUUAUUUCCUCAUGGUCUUCCCUCCCUUGGGCUUUGUUUAAAAUUGGUUGAACAAGGCACCUCAGGUCAGAAUGACACAGAAGAAGUAGCUAAAGAUUUGAAAUUUUUUACUCCUAUUCCAAUCAAUCCUUACUUAAGUCCAGAGAUACCAGUGUGUGAAUUUCCAGGCUCUGAAAUCUACCAGUUGGCCAUUGAGUUUGUUCAUGUAGAAGCCGCAUGUAGUGAGCUGUUUGUUUUGGAUGGCAUGGCAGCCUGGAUGAACGAGUACAACAUGGAGAGGCGGUUUGUCAACCCAGUACAUGUUGAGCCAAUGUUGGGGAGAGCCAUUAGUAUUCUAGACUCUGUCCUGUCUGUUGAUGGCAAGGUAAAAUCAACAUUCAAGUAUGUUUUCUUGGAAGGAACAGAGACAGAGUGGCGCUCUUGUUUCAUUUUGCCUCUCAUAAAACGUCUUGAGACUUUCAUCUCUAAAGCACGAUCUCUACUGGCUAUUAAAGAUGAUGAAGACAAAGAUGAACUAACAGAAAUUGAUGAAAUAUAAACUUAAUUAUCUGUGUUACCAAACUAAUGAGGACUAAUAUUAUUCAAAGCUUUAAAUAUUUUAGAACCUAAUUUUGAUUAUAAAAUUAAACAAUAGUUUAUGUAU
Physella acuta is the source of this 2066-nucleotide messenger RNA. RefSeq names its product hexosaminidase D. NCBI's taxonomy places the organism in Eukaryota, Metazoa, Mollusca, Gastropoda, Physidae. Gene Ontology annotation, molecular function: hexosaminidase activity. The record is from RefSeq and is a predicted model, not a curated record. Gene Ontology annotation, biological process: carbohydrate metabolic process.